AAAACAACAACAAAAAAACGAUCUCUAUGUUGUAGUUCUUGAACAGUUGGCUCUCUUUUCAAGAAUCGUCGCCGUUGACCUCCGUGCCUCUCCGAUCAACUUCCCAUUCUUUUAAAUGACGAGAGAUUCAUCAAGGAACAGCUCAUUAAAGCCAUGGCCUCGAAAAAAAUUUCUUUUUCCUUCUGUUGUGAUUGUCAUUGUUGGGAUAAUCGUGGCGUUUACUUAUCAGUCCAAGUUGAAACCACCUCCGCCGAAGCUAUGUGGCUCCUCCGGUGGUCCACCGAUCACAGCGCCGCGGAUAAAGCUUCAAGAUGGGAGGUAUUUGGCUUACAAAGAGCAUGGACUUCCAAGAGAGAAAGCUAACCGCAAAAUCGUCUUCAUCCAUGGAUCCGAUUGUUGUAGACACGAUGCCGUUUUCGCCACUCUGCUUUCUCCGGAUUUAGUAGAGGAACUAGGUGUAUAUAUGGUUUCAUUCGACAGACCGGGCUAUUGUGAGAGUGAUCCGCAUCCAAGUCGUACACCGCGAAGCUUGGUUUCGGAUAUUGAAGAGCUAGCUGAUCAGUUGAGUCUAGGAUCGAAAUUUUAUGUGCUCGGGUACUCGAUGGGAGGACAAGCAGCAUGGGGAUGUCUUAAAUACAUUCCUCAUAGGUUAGCCGGAGUAACACUAGUUGCUCCAGUGGUUAACUAUUAUUGGAAGAACUUACCUUUGAACGUUUCCACUGAAGGUUUUAACUUUCAACAAAAGAGAGAUCAAUUGGCAGUUCGUGUUGCUCACUAUACUCCUUGGCUUAUCUAUUGGUGGAACACACAAAAAUGGUUCCCUGGUUCGAGUAUUGCAAACCGAGAUCACAGUCUCUUGGCACAGCCGGAUAAAGAUAUCAUUUCGAAGCUUGGUUCUUCGAGGAAACCACAUUGGGCAGAGGUAAGGCAGCAAGGAAUACAUGAGAGUAUUAACCGUGACAUGAUCGUUGGUUUUGGGAACUGGGAAUUUGGUCCUUUAGACCUCGAGAAUCCGUUUUUGAAUAAGGAAGGCUCUGUGCAUUUGUGGCAAGGAGAUGAGGACAUGUUAGUACCUGCGAAGCUGCAGCGUUACCUUGCUCAUCAGCUUCCAUGGGUUCACUAUCAUGAGGUUCCGAGAAGUGGCCACUUCUUCCACUACACUAAAGGUGUAGUUGAUGACAUUGUAAAGUCGCUCUUAACCUCCGAUGUAAGAGCAUCUAGAGUUUGUAUUUGAUCAUUUGUAGCUUCCAAAAACUCUGAAAAAAAAUCCCAAAAAAAUACACGGAUACAAUAGAGUUAUGUACUAGUUACAUUUGUCAGCAUCGUAGUUUAUUUUUAUUUGGUUACACGUGUAAUUUAAUCGACCAAGCCUUCAUCAAUUGUCUUGUCAAGCUUAUCAUGUUCUUUAAUUUGAUCUUUUAGCAACAUGUGUUUGGUCUUUUUGUUUUAUAUUCUAUGUUAGUCUUUUAAUU
Molecule: messenger RNA, 1472 nt
Organism: Arabidopsis thaliana (thale cress)
Lineage: Eukaryota; Viridiplantae; Streptophyta; Magnoliopsida; Brassicales; Brassicaceae
Product: alpha/beta-Hydrolases superfamily protein
Exons: 2
Coding region: 116-1234 (372 amino acids)
Source: RefSeq, marked reviewed